Messenger RNA from Cylicocyclus nassatus, 603 nucleotides. Lineage: Eukaryota; Metazoa; Nematoda; Chromadorea; Rhabditida; Strongylidae. The record is from the annotation of a GenBank genome assembly.
AUGCCACCACCAAAACGUACAGAGCAGGAGAAGUCUACAGAGCUAUUGCGCCUCACUCUCGAGCGCACCGGAAUUAUGGACACUCUAACUCAUCUGCUGAAACACAUUGUUGAACUACCUGCAUACGAACGUCCUCUGGAUCCGCUAAGAUUCCUACGUAAGAUGUGGAAUCCAUGGACGUGCAAUGUAGUCGCUACUGCUAUGAAGAAUGCUAUCGAAGACAUGGCAGAGGAGCUCGCUGAAGAGAGAAAGCUUCACGAAGUACUUAAGCGAACUAUUGACGAAGCCGAAACAGCUCUACUGAAUGCAAAGAUUGCUGCUCUGAAUGCUUCUGUGGAAAGUCGCAGGGAAGUUAAACCAGUUGAAGAGAUGAACCCCACUGACGCUUCGGAUGAACCAGAAGGUAGCUUAGCUUGCGUCCCAUUCGUAGGUCUCCCUUUUGACUUCAACCCUAGUGUCCCUCCACCAAACAUUGUUAUGAACAAUUUUCCCGUUCCCCUUCCUUUUCCUCAGUUCCCGGUUGCUCCUUACAUGCCGUUUGCACCUAUCAGCCAUAUCGACUGUGAUCCUCAAGGAGUGAUGUUAAUCCCACAACUUUUUUGA